Molecule: messenger RNA, 981 nt
Organism: Danaus chrysippus (African queen)
Lineage: Eukaryota; Metazoa; Arthropoda; Insecta; Lepidoptera; Nymphalidae
Source: the annotation of a GenBank genome assembly
AUGACGAAUCAAUUAUCUGUUCUAAAACUUUAUAAUGCUGUAGUGGAUGAUGUGAUAGCCGGAGUGCGGGACUGUUUUCUUGACGAUGGUGUAGACGAAACGGUAUUACAAGAGUUAAAACAGUUAUGGAAAACUAAAUUAACCGCAAGUGGUGCAAUGGAUCCCCCACAUCCCGAUCCGCCAACGAUGCCUCCUCCACCAGUAUUACUACAGAACUUUCCUAAAGCUAAUGGAGGCAGUAUAUUACCUAAACGAGCUCCAGAUAUGGCAUCUCAAGGUUCAAGCCACUCUGGAGGCGAGCACGGUGGUCCUACAAACAUAGCUGGGACUCAUCCUCAUCACGGCAUUGAUCCAAAUAAUAAAGUGCCAGUGCAAUUGACAUUACCCGCUCAGCCCGGUGUGCCCGGGUCACAGCCACGGUCAUUUACUAUUCAAAUUCCAGCGUCAGCCUUAAACGGGAACAAACUACACCAAGUUUUGACAGGUCCUAUAAUAAACGCAACAAUUAGUUUGCCUCAACCCUUAGCUGCGACUCUUUUACAGCAACAUAUAAAUUCAACUUUAGCCGGUCAACAAAAUGAAUUUGACGGAGGUGGGGGAGGUAGAAGUGGUGCAGCUCCAUUUUCUCUUGACGGUGCAUUAGAUUCUUCUGAUGAUGAGGGUUCAAUUGUUGGGGAUGGUUCAGAGGAGGGUGCUGGUGACGAGGAUGAAGAUGAGGAGUCUGCGGAAGAGAGAGCAGAGGAAGAGGAGGAGGAAAGAGAUGAAAGUGGUGGGGCCGAGGAAGAACCACUCAACUCGGGGGAUGAUGUGUCCGAUGAGGAACCAGGCGAUAUGUUCGACACUGACAAUGUAGUGGUUUGUCAAUACGAUAAAAUCACACGCAGCCGCAACAAGUGGAAGUUCCAUUUAAAGGAUGGUAUAAUGAAUUUAUCAGGUAAAGAUUACGUCUUUCAAAAAGCCAACGGUGAUGCGGAAUGGUGA